Messenger RNA from Thlaspi arvense, 1081 nucleotides. NCBI's taxonomy places the organism in Eukaryota, Viridiplantae, Streptophyta, Magnoliopsida, Brassicales, Brassicaceae. The record is from the annotation of a GenBank genome assembly.
AUGGGGGUUCAUAUGCAAAUUACCAAUAAAGAAAAGGGAGAAAGGAAGAAAAAGAACCCUGGAGGAGGAAGCGAGGGUUUUGUAGGUUUCACAUUUUUGGCUCAAACUCCGCCAAUCUCUGUAAAACAUCCAAACAAACAGAUUUGGAUAAUUCAAAGCUUUAGAUCGAAUCCUUCGUGCGGAGAAAUGCAAUCGAUUCGUGGCAGUACAAGGUUGCUUCAGAGGCAACGUUUCGCAGUCUCGAACAAUCUUCGUUUCACUUCGUCUUCUGCAAGCUGGGCUGAUAAUGAAUCGAGGAGGCUCGGGUUUGAUUCUUUCAGUUCUACCGGAGCUUUUGAUUCUGCAUCUACGUACCUCAUCAGCUCGUUUACAAAGGCGUUUUCUUCCUCUUCCGUAGUACCUAAACAAAACUUUGCGUAUUCAUCGAGGUGCUUUUCCACCAUUGGAGAUAUAGUUCAGUCUAGUCCCAAAGGGUUCCCUGGGUCCGCUUCUGAUGUGCCUCAGAGAAUCAAGUUCAAGCGGCUUGAUAAAACCGCCAAGCACAUAAUGCAGAUUGUAGACAAGGAAGCAGUUGAGGAAGUGAGAACUCUUAGAGAGAUACCAGAUAUAAGGCCCGGUUACAUUGUCCAGCUUAAAGUGGAAGUGCCAGAGAACAAGAGGCGUGUUUCCAUCGUAAAAGGAAUUGUAAUAGCAAAGCGUAAUGCUGGUCUUAACUCGACGUUUAGGAUUAGAAGGCUUGUGGCUGGAGUGGGAGUCGAAUCCAUGUUCCCUUUGUAUUCCCCAAACCUGAGGGAGAUUAAGGUGUUGGACAAGAAGAAAGUAAGAAGAGCCAAACUUUACUACCUCAGGGACAAGAUGAAUGCUCUCAAGAAGCAUUAGCACCUUCAUUAUAAUAAUAAUAUGCACUCCAAAUUCUCUUAAAACCAAGUCUUGAGGGUUUUUCAGUGACGAUUUGGCCUAAAAUCACAACAUAUUACUGUGUAAUGUAAUGAUGGAACUAUUUUUUCAACUCUACUUGUUCCAAUAAUUUGGUUAGUUUCAUACUUUCAUUAUUGAGUAAUCAUCUCCAGCUUCGUAAUAA